Messenger RNA from Camelina sativa (false flax), 1244 nucleotides. RefSeq lists its product as uncharacterized. The record is from RefSeq and is a predicted model, not a curated record. NCBI's taxonomy places the organism in Eukaryota, Viridiplantae, Streptophyta, Magnoliopsida, Brassicales, Brassicaceae.
UAUUAGCUUUCUUCUGCUCAAAAGUUGGUUGAGCCAACCUCCUCUUUUGUUUUCUUCUUCCUCAAGACAAAAUCACCUGAGUUGUUCUUUUUUUUCAUAUACUCACUCUUGCAAUGAAAAAACAGCCAAGAGCGAACGAUGUCGAUCAGCAGCAGCAGAACCUCAACCCUGAGAACCCUCAUCAAGCUUCUCGAUUCUUCGGUCAGAGCUGUUACUCUGCUCUGUCGCGUUUCUUUAGUCUCCGAUGUCUCAUUGUUUUGGUCGUAAGCUUAGCGAUUCUUCUUCCUACGAUCUUCUGCCUAUUCCCCAGUCGAUCUCAUACACUAGCUCCGCCCAUGUCUCAACCCCAUGCUAAUGAUACAAUGAACUACAAUGCUGCUUCAGUACAAGCUUCCUUCAAACUUCGAAAACCAGUUUCUGAGGUUAUCUCCCAAAAAGGAAGACUAGAGGAUGAUAUCUUUCGGAGCAUACCUCUUUCGAACGACACCAAGGUGACUGUUCUGUCUCUGCGUCAGUCAUGUUCAUGUAAGUAUACAGAUGUGGAGUUUGCAGUUGUACCUGUCUCUGCUGGCUACGAAAUAAGCACACAGUCGUUAAAUUCACUCCGAUCGUCUUUUGUUAACCUGUUUGAACAAAGAUCGAAGCUGAACCUGACCACAACAUGUUUUGGGAAGCCACAUUCUUUUCAGGUUUUGAAAUUUCCUGGGGGAAUCUCUGUAGAUCCCAGUGGAUCUAUCCCUGUACCUUCCAUUGGAUAUGUAGGGAAUCUUCUCAAUUUUACACUCAAUAUACCAAUGUCCGAGAUACUACGAGAUAGCCGCCAUGCUCGAAAUCUAAGUGGUAAACUUGCGGUUACGUUGUGUUUGGAGCCACAGGAGAGUAUUUAUUUCCGACUCACCAAUAUACAUGGAUCUACAUUAUCUCCACCGGUACUUGUUCAGGUUUAUCUUGUCAUAACCAUAAGAGUCAACCUUCAGCAGAGAUUGGACCAUUUUGCACACAUCAUUCAAACAAUCAGUCAAACAUCUAGUAGUGCUAACAAUCUCGGUCUAGACAACACAGUUUUUGGUGAAGUCAAACGUAUUACUAUCUCAACAAACCUGGAAGGCGAAAUUCUUGAUCCUGCGUCAGUGAUGGCACCAACACCAACUCCAGCUUAAUACCCUUCUCUGUGUUGAAGUCUUUAAAUGAAGCUUUCUUACCGAAAUUGCCAAAGCAGUUUCUCUUUUAAUCUUGAUUCUUCU